AUGGGCACGUGCUAUAGUAAACGUUCUGCUUGCUAUGAUUUAACUCAAAAUCAUCAUACAACAACAAUAUGUGUUUUAAAGUCACCUGAAACACCACCUGCUACAUUACGUCGUUUUAGUAGUUUACGUCAUAGUGUAAAAUCAUUUUCAUCCAUAGCAUGUCAACGUCGAAGUUUUCGUACUAAACCAAUGACAAUUAUAAAACCAAGUUCAAAAAAUAACCAACAUUGGUGUAUUAUUAAAUACAAUGAAACAAAAGAAGCACUUGUUUGA
Messenger RNA from Rotaria sp. Silwood1, 273 nucleotides. The record is from the annotation of a GenBank genome assembly. NCBI's taxonomy places the organism in Eukaryota, Metazoa, Rotifera, Eurotatoria, Philodinida, Philodinidae.